Molecule: messenger RNA, 543 nt
Organism: Psylliodes chrysocephalus
Lineage: Eukaryota; Metazoa; Arthropoda; Insecta; Coleoptera; Chrysomelidae
Source: the annotation of a GenBank genome assembly
AUGAACGAACAACAGAAGUAUGUAUUUGAUACUCUUAUGAAAGUAACAAAUGAUGAAACUGGAAGAAUUUACUUCUUAGAUGCACCUGGUGGUACAGGAAAAACUUUUUUGAUUUCAUUGAUAUUAGCAACAAUUCACUUACAAAAUAAAAUUGCACUUGGACUCGCUUCGUCAGGAAUCGCAGCAACUUUGCUUAAAGGUGGUCGAACAGCCCAUUUAGCAUUAAAAUUGUCAUUAAAUAUGCAAAGCAAUGAAACUCCAACCUGCAACAUUUCGAAGAAGUCUGAAAUAGCAAAGGUUUUGCAGCAAUGCGAAUUGAGGAUAUAUAAAUCAGUUGAUCCGGCUACUAACCAAGAUGAUGUCGUUAACUAUUUACCGCUAAAUUUGGCGAUAAAAAAAUUAGUAAACAACGUGAUAGAAGCAACUAUAUUAAAAGGAAAAUAUAAAGAAGAUGUUUUGAUACCACGCAUCCCAAUGAUUCCACUGAUGUACCAUUUGAGUUUAAACGACUACAGUUUCCAGUGCGGCUUGUUUUCGCUAUGA